AUGCGAAUUCUGAGGUCACGGAGGUUCAGAGCCUCAGUCUCCGACUCCAAUUACCACUUCAAUGUAGGGUUCAGGCGCUUCGUCACCAGCUGUAGAGCCGUGGUGUUGCCGCGCUUUGGUGGGCCUGAGGUUCUGGAGCUCCGGCCCAAUGUCAAAGUCCCUGAUCUCAAGCCCCAUGAGGUCCUCGUUCGCACUCGUGCCGUCUCCAUCAAUCCCCUCGAUACCAGAAUGCGAUCUGGCUAUGGUCGUUCAAUAUUUGAACCCCUUCUACCUCUUAUUUUGGGUCGUGAUGUUAGUGGUGAAGUUGCAGCUGUGGGAGAUUCAGUUCGGGGAUUGAGUGUAGGACAAGAAGUUUUUGGUGCAUUGCAUCCUACUGCUGUAAGGGGUACUUAUGCUGAGUAUGCAAUUCUAUCAGAUGAGGAACUUGCACCAAAACCAGCGUCAGUUACACAUGUGGAAGCAAGUGUCAUUCCCUUUGCUGCUCUGACGGCUUGGCGUGCUCUCAAAAGUACCGCUAGGAUAGCUGAGGGACAAAGGGUGUUAGUGGUGGGUGGUGGAGGAGCUGUAGGUUUGGCUGCAAUUCAGAUUUCAGUAGCCAAAGGCUGCCAUGUUACAACUACCUGCGGAAAGCAAAGUAUAGAUCGAGUAUUGGCAGCUGGUGCUGAGCAGGCUGUUGACUAUACUGCUGAGGACAUUGAAUUUGUAAUAAAGGGGAAGUUUGAUGCUGUUUUGGACACCAUUGGUGGGCUAGAAACCGAAAGAACAAGCAUAAAUUUUUUAAAAAGAGGUGGACACUACAUGACACUUCAGGGUGAGGCAGCAUCUUUGACUGAUAGGUAUGGGAUAGCUUUUGGGCUUCCAGUUGCUACAGCUGUGUUACUAAAGAAACAGAAUCAGUACCGCUGUUCUCAUGGAAUAGAAUACUGGUGGACUUACAUGAGAGCCGACUCAGAAGGGUUAUUUGAGAUCCAAAAGCUGUCCGAAGCCGGAAAAUUGAAUAUACCAGUGGAGAAAACAUUUCCCAUUACUCAAGUGAUAGAGGCUCAUGAGGCAAAGGAGAAGAAGCAGAUCCAUGGCAAAGUAGUGCUCAAAUUUGAUUGA
Prunus armeniaca (apricot) is the source of this 1101-nucleotide messenger RNA. Lineage: Eukaryota; Viridiplantae; Streptophyta; Magnoliopsida; Rosales; Rosaceae. The record is from the annotation of a GenBank genome assembly.